AUGAAGUCGGUGUUUAUCACCGGUGGGAACCGCGGGAUCGGUCUGGAGACGGCUCGGCAAAUGGGCAAACUUGGCUACUAUGUGAUCAUCAGCUGCCGAAGUGAGGAACAGGCAAAGGCCUCCAUGGAGAAGCUGUCUGCGGACGGUGUGAAGGCUGACUAUGUGAUCAUGGAUGUGGUGGAUGAAUCCUCUGUUGCAAAGGCAGCUGCGGAGUUGUCCAAGAAGCUCAACGGCGUUCUCGAUGUCCUCAUCAAUAACGCUGGAUAUAACGUCCCUCGCGGCGAUAUGAGCCGAGUCAACCUUGACGAUAUGCGGAAGUGCUACGAGGUGAACGUGAUAGGCGCUAUAUGCGUGACAAACCACUUUCUGGACAUGGUGAAGAAGUCCCCCGCCGGCCGGAUUGUGAACGUCGGAUCCAUCAUGGGGAGCUGCGAGCUGGGAGUCUCCACUCUGAGCAGCGCUCCGUACAGCUGCUCGAAGGCUGCCAUGAACAUGUACACUGUGAAUCUGGCGAGCUCUCUGAAGGAUACAAAUGUGAAGGUGAACUGUGCUCAUCCCGGAUGGGUGAAGACGAACAUGGGCGGCGCUGACGCACCGUUGGAAGUCACUGAGGGAGCGGAAACAAGCGUGUACCUUGCCACGCUGCCACCCGAUGGCUCCACUGGCGGGUUCUUCCACAAGCAGAAUCGUCUGGCCUGGUAG
Molecule: messenger RNA, 702 nt
Organism: Leishmania braziliensis MHOM/BR/75/M2904
Lineage: Eukaryota; Euglenozoa; Kinetoplastea; Trypanosomatida; Trypanosomatidae
Product: putative short chain dehydrogenase
Exons: 1
Coding region: 1-702 (233 amino acids)
Molecular function (GO): oxidoreductase activity, acting on the CH-OH group of donors, NAD or NADP as acceptor
Source: RefSeq, a predicted model, not a curated record